CUAUUACAUGUCUCUGAUUGUAGCUGUCAUCAGCUGUGUGAAUCAGAGCAUGUAUAAUCCUCUUGGGGAGACAAACUCCAAGCUCGAGAUACUGGAUUAUUUGGGCUUUGCCUAUUUCCUGGUGGAAGGCCUGAUCAAGAUGGUGGCUUUUGGAGUAUGUGGUCACAAUGGAAGUUACCUCAGCAGCAAGUGGAACAAGAUGGAUGUGCUGGUCAUCUCUGUUGAAGUCUUGUAUUAUUUGCUGAGAGUCUUCAGGAUUGAUGCCAAAAUAUGUCAAGCAUUCAAGCCGCUUCGAGUGAUGACCAGAUUUCCAAAGAUGCAAGACUUGUUAUCACUUCUUUUGGACACUGUGCCCAUGGUUACGAACGUUCUUGUCACCUACGCAUUCGUCAUCCUGGUUUUUGCUGUUAUUGGAGUCCAGCUGUGGGCUGGGCAGCUGCGCAACCGCUGCUUCCUGGGAGAGGACAUUGCAGCAAGAUACAACGUGUCCCUGAGUCCCUACUUUGAUUCCGGAAAAACACCAUUCGUUUGUUCGCUUGACGACUAUAACGGGAGGCGUCGCUGCCACGAUGUGCCACCUUACCAUGACGAUGGGAAAACCUGCUCACUGGCUCCUCCCCACCAUGGUGCAAACCAGUCAUCCCUACCAGUGUCCGAGGCCCACGAUUGUGUCAACUGGAAUUUGUAUUAUAACGUCUGUCGGACCGCAAGCCACAACCCAGGCAGGGGAGUUGUCAAUUUUGAUAAUGUUGGCUACGCUUCUAUUACCAUUUUCCAGGUUGUCACUCUGGAAGGAUGGACUGAAAUCAUGUACUUUGUCAUCGAUUCCCAUUCCUUCUUGAGCUUUGUGUAUUUCAUACUUGUCACUAUUAUGGGAUCGUUUAUCAUAAUGAACGUGUGCGCAGUCGUCAUCAGCACCUACUUCUUGGACUCCAUGACAAGUAACACAGGAGAGGAUCACUCAGUAGCCGACACUUGCAAAAGUUACUGUUACAAUUUCCUCCAGUGCUUUUGCAGCAUCUUCCCUAAAUUCACCAGACAGAGGCAGAACCACAGCCAGUUGACUCGGGCCUGCAUCCAGCUGAAGAUGCAUCUUAAAAAGAUUGUCGUAAGCCGACUCUUCCAUGUGUUCAUCACGGUUGUUGUUCUGAUGGACGUUAUCAGCUUGGCCACAGAGCAUCACAACCAGUCUGCCAAGUUGACGAGGAUCCUUAUCAUCUGCCAAAGGAUUUUCUUCUUUAUCUUUGUAUUGGAGAUCCUCUUGAAGCUGCUGGUUAUGUCACAGUGGUACUUUGCCUUCAAUCAAAACCUCAUUGACUUUGUCAUCGUUAUCAGCAGUGUGUGUGGAGCCGCUUCAAAUGAUGGCAGCUUGUCAGUUUUGCGUGCAUUACGCAUACUACGCCUUGGGAAGCUGCUGACAUUUCUCCCUAACCUCAAGAGGCAGCUGUUGAUAUUGAAGAGAGCCGUUGCACAGGCAAACACACUCUGCUGGCUACUUCUCAUGGUCAUUUUCAUUUUCAGGCAUGUGCACACAUAGAUCCUUGCUCCCCAUGUUUUCCUUUGUAAGACGUCAGUAUUGCCAUAAGAAAUCAAGAUGAGCACAUGUAAAUGAUUCUCACUGCAUCAUGUCAUUUCUUUG
This is a messenger RNA of Mugil cephalus (flathead mullet), 1639 nucleotides long. Its product is annotated as voltage-dependent T-type calcium channel subunit alpha-1I-like. Gene Ontology annotation, biological process: calcium ion import; sodium ion transmembrane transport; positive regulation of calcium ion-dependent exocytosis. The coding region runs from base 8 to 1537 and encodes 509 amino acids. Gene Ontology annotation, molecular function: voltage-gated sodium channel activity; low voltage-gated calcium channel activity. NCBI's taxonomy places the organism in Eukaryota, Metazoa, Chordata, Actinopteri, Mugiliformes, Mugilidae. The transcript is spliced from 11 exons. Gene Ontology annotation, cellular component: neuron projection; plasma membrane; voltage-gated sodium channel complex. The record is from RefSeq and is a predicted model, not a curated record.